Molecule: messenger RNA, 8033 nt
Organism: Lates calcarifer (barramundi perch)
Lineage: Eukaryota; Metazoa; Chordata; Actinopteri; Centropomidae
Product: E3 ubiquitin-protein ligase UHRF2
Biological process (GO): protein ubiquitination; negative regulation of gene expression via chromosomal CpG island methylation
Molecular function (GO): ubiquitin protein ligase activity; protein binding
Source: RefSeq, a predicted model, not a curated record
GCCGCGACCUCAUGUGAGACACCUCCUGCGCGAGCCAGUCCGACGUUACCUCUGCAGAGGAAAACGCAAUGGAGCCCUGAGCAUUUUUUAUUUCCAUCUCCUUUGAAACCUGGAAAACAAUACUCGCGUCCAAAUACUGCUUUAUUCGCUAUUUAUUUGAGGCGUAACAGGGCGGUGCAACGAUGUGGAUCCAGGUUCGUACCAUAGACGGGAAGGAGACGCGAACCGUUGAGGAUCUUUCUAGAUUGACCAAAAUUGAGUCUUUACGGUUGAAAAUACAGGACAUCUUCAAUGUAAGCCCACAACAGCAGCGCCUCUUCUACCGAGGGAAGCAGAUGGAGGAUGGACAGACACUGUUUGACUACAACGUGGGUCUCAACGACAUCAUCCAGCUGCUGAUUCGCUCUCAGACCGACCCUCCAGACAGCCCCGCCACCAAGGACUCCUCGGGCGUUUCCUGUAGUUCAGCUCCCCCCACUGACUCCAGGUCUGAGAGCCACAACUCCCCAGCUCCCGUCUCCCCCGCUGCUAUGGAAACCAACACCAAUAUAGACAAUGAUAGCAGCAGCAUCACUACCAGGACCGUUAACGAAACCAAGCCGGACGCCAGCACCACCAGUAACUCAACCAGUACCAAAAAUGGGUUCAAGUCCUCCAGUCCGGUACGGGACACCCAGCCCCCCACAUCCAGCAGAAACACACUAGUCGACCCAGGCAUUGGUGUGUACAAGAUUAACGAGCUGGUGGACUGCAGAGACGUCAGCAUUGGCGCCUGGUUUGAGGCCUGCAUCGAAAAUGUGACACGCGCUCCCAAAGGACAGAUAACGCCCACCAAGGGCAAGGUGGGCCGGCCCCCAAAAAGGACUAAUGGAAAGCUGGAGGCCGAGCAGGGACAGGCCCAUGGCCAGGGCCAAACCAUAGACAGUAACAGGAAUAAUGUUGUGUUAAACUCGGAGAGUAACGGAGCCUCCACCUCUCAGACAGACUCUACAGCAGCUACGGAGAGCAAGGAGCGAGAAGAGGAUGUAAUUUACCACAUUAAAUACGACGACUACCCAGAGAACGGCGUGGUGGAGAUGCGACCGGUGGAUGUGCGACCGCGUGCGAGGACCCUGCUGCGGUGGGACCAGCUCCAGGUGGGCAUGCAUGUGAUGGUCAACUACAAUAUGGAGACACCAGAUGAGAGGGGCUUCUGGUUCGACGCCGAGGUUCAAGCCCUCAACCAAACCUCUCGCACCAACAAGGAGCUCCGAGUCAAGAUCCUCCUCGGGGGUCCUGGAGAUGUGAUCGGAGAUUGCAAGGUUCAGUUUCUGGAUGAAAUCUACCAGGUGGAGAAACCAGGGGCUCGUGCACUCUCAGCUGCAGAUGGACAGUUUAAGCGGAAGAGCGGGCCGGAGUGCAAGCACUGCAAGGCCGACCCUGACGCCGAGUGUCGCUUCUGCUCCUGCUGCGUGUGCGGCGGGAAGCAGGACGCUCACAUGCAGCUGCUGUGUGAUGAGUGCAACAUGGCGUUUCACAUCUACUGCCUCAACCCGCCGCUAGCCACCAUCCCAGACGACGAGGACUGGUACUGCCCCACCUGUAAAAACGACACCAGUGAGGUGGUGAAGGCGGGAGAGAAGCUCAAAGCCAGCAAGAAGAAAGCCAAGAUGCCCUCGGCAACAACUGAGAGUCAAAGGGACUGGGGAAAGGGUAUGGCUUGUGUGGGGCGUACUAAAGAAUGCACAAUUGUUCCUUCAAACCACUAUGGACCCAUACCUGGUAUUCCUGUUGGAACCACCUGGAAAUUCAGAGUACAGGUGAGUGAGGCAGGUGUCCACAGGCCACAUGUGGGCGGUAUCCACGGGCGCAGUAACGAUGGCUCCUACUCACUGGUGUUGGCAGGGGGGUUUGAGGAUGAAGUGGACCGGGGAGACGAGUUCACCUACACGGGCAGUGGGGGUCGUGACCUCUCAGGAAACAAACGGAUCGGAGAGCACUCUUUUGACCAGACUCUGACACACAUGAACAGGGCAUUGGCCUUAAAUUGCGAUGCACCCCUGAAUGACAAAGAUGGGGCAGAGUCCAGGAACUGGCGGGCAGGAAAGCCGGUGAGGGUCGUGCGCAGUUCCAAAGGUCGACGUAUCAGCAAAUACGCUCCUGAGGAGGGAAACCGCUACGAUGGUAUUUACAAGGUGGUAAAGUACUGGCCAGAGAUUGGAAAGUGUGGUUACCUGGUGUGGCGGUACCUGCUGAGACGGGACGAUCUGGAACCAGCACCGUGGACACCUGAAGGACUGGAGAGGAUCAAGAAACUGGGCCUUGCUGUUCAGUACCCGCCGGGCUAUUUGGCGGCCAUGGCUAACAAGACGAAGAAGGAGGCCUGCGCCAGACCCGGUCGCGGCGGCCGGAGCAAGCACUAUCCCGGGAGGGGGAGGCCACGAAGACAACGCAAGAUCAAGGAGAAAGAGGAAAACGAUGAGGAGGAGGAGGACAUGCAGCCGAUGGCCAGUAUGGAAGAAGAGCAGGAGCCUCAAAGUAAUGGAGAGCAGAAGACAACCAGAGAUAGUGAAACGCCACCAGCAGAAGAGCCUCCCUCUAAACGGGUGAAGAUAGAGGAGACCUUCCAGCUGUCAGAGCAGCAGCGGCAGUUGAUCCGAGAGGACACAGCCAACAAGAAGCUCUGGGAUGAAGCCAUGGAACACCUUAAAGAGGGACCGAAUUUCCUGCGCAAGAUGGAGCAGAUCUUCAUGUGCGUGUGCUGCCAGGAGCUGGCCUUCCAACCCAUCACCACCAUCUGCUCACACAACGUUUGCAAGACUUGUCUCCAGCGGUCGUUCCGAGCAAAGGUGUACACCUGCCCCGCCUGCCGUCACGACCUGGGCAAGGACUACGUCAUGACCCAAAACAAGAUGCUCCAGAUGCUGCUCGACCAGUUCUUUCCCGGCUACAGCAAGGGCCGAUGAGGUCGAAAUCACAUUUCUAAGUAGAAUACGUACAUACACGCACAUAAGCAUCCAUUCUGUGCACCCGCGUAUACCGUCAAGUACCGAGAGCUCCACUUUAAAAUGCAUUGCACACACAUACUGUACUUACCCACGGGCAAAUGUAUAUUGCAUAUACAGCCAUUUAUGUAUACAAUCAUUCAUACACAAACAACCUCAGUAGGGACUGACCUCAUCUGUUGAACUUGGACUGUCUCCAUUAACAUCACCAGCCUGAAAUUCAACCAAGGACAUUUUUUAACCUCCCUACUCCUGCCACAAAAACGCACAAAAAGAGCCGCUACUCUCGCACCCACUCGCCAUCUCGAGAUCAUAGCUCAUUUUAUUAGUUUUCCCCUCCACUGUGUUGUCCACUGGCUCCAUUAAUCGACACACAGUACAUCGUUUUGAGUGCAUAUUCCUCCCCCAGCAAUAUCAUGAAAUCAGCCGUUAGAUACCUGCCAACCUGUACGCAUUUUGUGUACCAUGUACGCAGUUUUACACCAAAAUGCUGAGCUGAGUGUUUUCGCUCUGCUGGCAAAUAAAGGUGCUAGGUUAAUACAGUGAUUUAGGCACAGUGGGAGUGGCGGUUUCACAAGGUUACUGAGGACUCACAGAUGAGGUAACACCCCCCUGUACGACAGUCACAAUGAGCCGAGCAGAGCAGAGACACCCACGGGUCGGCCUGUUAAACCAAGUUAAAUUUGAAAAGUCAAGAAUGGACAUGUAUUUGUAUAUGAAAUGAAGCACACAAUCUUUUGUGACCUUGAAGCACUUUAUUACUGAUACGCGCAGCAGACUCAUUUUGUAGGUUAAUCGGGAGCACUUGAUAGCAUCCCGCUCGCUACUCGUGUCACUUGGAAAAACGCCAUUGCCAUGCCUUGAGCUAAUAUGAAUAGUAAAACGUCUCACCGGGGGUAACUUUCAGAGCGUGUUCAGAGAACAGAAAUUGGCAGCUGUGUCCAGUUUGUUUGGAGUGCUGGAGGAUUUCUGGCUCCAGCAAGAGCCACAACUUUACUUGGUGAAUGCAACAAUGAUCAACAGGUGUAACUCUCUCUUCUUAGAUUUUGUGUGGACUCAAAAAAAAAAAGAAAGAAAGAAAAAAAAAAGAAAUUGACAUGGAUUUCAUAAACAUACCAAAGACGUGAGGCUGUAAAACAGAUCAGGGGCAAAAAAUCUUCAGAGAUGUGCUUUUUAAAAGGUCAUUACUGUUGAGUAAUCACAGCUAAACAUAAGAUCCAAUAGACACUAUGCUUGUGAAGUAUCAAACAAGAUCGUACCAAAUUAUGAUCUUUCUUUAGCAAUGUUUCCAUUUCCAAGUAGCUAAAAAUAAUUGUAUAAGAUAAACAAUCACGUACUACUGAAUCUCUCUCAUAAGCACUAUUGAAACCUCCAACACUGUUGAAAUAAUUUAUUAAACAUUAGUGUUAAGACAUUUAAUUAUCCGUGAAUGAAGUUCUCACAUUAAUAUGUGUUUUCACAUAUACUCCCACUCAUGAUUUCACUUCCUCAGUCAGAUGAUAUUGACUAUAAACAAUUCUUUACACAUUAGAUGAGUAUUUUCUUUGUCUAACAGAGAAAUACCCUAAUGAUGUAAUGGAAAUUAAAGCUUUACAUGAGAUCACACAAAGAUUUAGUUCUCUGAAAUGGCUGAAAAGCGCAAGGUGUGCCGCUCGCACAUUCAUUUCAGUGAUGCCUGAGAGGGCACACUGUGGUCGUCCCUGGUGUUACCAAGCAACCACAAUCAAGCAGGACUUCACACAAGGACGGUUAGCAUAUAUUGUGCUCAGCAGAUACUUAUCCGCCAUUGUUCUUCCUGUAAGACUCUGUAUAAUGUCCACCGGAGAGCUCAGAGUAUUUAUAUUCAGCACGAUCUGAUUUGCUUUGUUUUUUUUCAGUAACCUGAUGGUUGACUGUGCAACAAGGAUGUUGUGAGUUAAUUUUUUGGUCAAAUUACAUCCAGAAAAUGGUUUGUCUCAGAUUGUCAUGGUUGGACCUGAAAACAAGGCCACUGAUUUCUGUUUCCCUGAGUUUUCUAAUGAACAUGAUGCCGCCAGUAUGUGCAUUGCUCACCAAUAUACAGCAUAUAAGCUAAACAGAAAUGCACUGUCUUUCCUACAACUGCUUUGUAGGGAUGACUUCUCAUGGUGCUGUUUUAGUGCUGGUACUGAAAACCAGGUAUCGUAUUCACUCUAGUUUUUUUUUUUUUUUUUUAAAUGAAGCGAUACAUAUCUGUACAUGGCACAAGUGAGAGCUUGUUAACAUUGUGAGAGGUUUUCAACAGUGCUUAUGUGAGAGUUCACUGGUGCAUAUGAGAAUGACACAGUUUCAUUAAUGCACAGUUGAAUGUUUCAGUUGGUAGUGUGGUUCAUUACACUUGGAUACAGUAAAACAUUGAAUAUAUAUAUAAUAUAUAUAUAACAGAAAAUUGUGCUUAUGUGCAAGCUAAAGUUUGAAUUGUGUCCUACACAGCACCCCAUAGUCAGAAAUUUUAGCACUGAAAAGAAGAGGAGUGAAAUAAAUAGUAAGCCUGGUUUAAUCAUUUAAUGCACCAAUGAAUAGGCUGUUAGAUGAUCAGUGUGAGCAACUGGAUAUGAUUUGGAUAUACAGCACAUGUUUAUAUGAUAGAGCAUGUGUGACAUAUAAAGGAGUAAGAUCUUACACCGCAGAGGGUCUACGCCUGGGAUACUUAGGAUGUUUCCAUGAGUUUUCUGGCUACAUUAUAGUUGAAUGUUUAAACAAAUGUCAAUCAUCAGUCAACCAGUUUUCUGCAGCAGUGUCCGUAUGGCUUCAGUGCGUAACCUAAAGACAAAUAAGAAACAUCAGAAACGUCUCCCAGAUCAUCAUGACUGACAUACCGUGGUCUGUUGGGUGUGUGCUUUCCUCAGACGCAGCAGACCAAAAGACACACAACUUUAAUUAUCUCACAGCAAGUCUGAACAGAGCUCGAGACUAAUUCUUGACUCUUUUUAAACUACUUUUGUUUGGGCCAGAAUCCUGAGCAAGACAUGUUUUUAUGUGUUUAUUGUUUACCCUCUCUUAUAGGUUAUUGUCUAGUGGAUUCAGCCCGACAAGUGAAAACUGCCCCCUCCGUAUCUUUGAAAUGCACUUGGAAGCUUUAUAUAAACGAUUACCUUUUUUAAUCACUAUGUAAGAAUAUGUCCUCAACAAAGAGGACCUUACAUAAUAUUCCUACUUUUCAUUUUUACCUUCCCCUUUGUACUUUUCACAUUAUUUUGUGACUCGAAGGAUCAUUUCCAUACAUUGCUGAAUACAGAGGCACGUGUUAUACUUGUGCUCCACUCUGUUUUCCUGAAGUUUUCUUCUAUCUUGAGCAGCUAAAAGAUUUGCAUCUUUUCCAGUGCUGAUAUGGUACUUUAAAAUGUUCAGGGUUGGCAGGUCUGAUAGGAACUAAAACAAAGAAAAAGAAAAAGAAAAAAAAACUCAUCCCGUAGAGAGCACAUAGCCGGCAGCAGAAGCCUCUGCACCGAUCCUGAGAUCUGGACAGAGGUCACCCGGCGCGCUGAAGUUUCAGAUACGGCAUCCAAAAUAGUUUCAACACUCGGGCUGAUUUUUAUGGGAAAAUGUAGCCCUCUUGUUCACUAACACCAUCACAUCCACCACCACCACCACUCCCCGCGGUGUUACUGACACUUCCUCCCCCUUUCAUUGGCGGGCUGUUUGUUUGUGGUGAUGUCCUUGUUUCUGUUCAAUCAUUCAGGAUUUUUAUUUCCUUUUUCUCAACAACAUGCAAGUACAAAUGCUACUAUGGUCUUCAAAGCCUAACUGUGAUGUGCAUUACUUCCACUGUUCAAUCUUGUUCAAAGAUUAUUUUUCUUCCUGCAUUGACUGGCAAAGCUAAUAGCCCCUCCUUUCUUUCUCUGCUGUGACCUUCGCCCCCCUCCCGCUGUCUCCUGCUCUCUGUGAACCUACAGUACUAACAAUUUUUAGACGUCUUGUGGACGCUUGGCUUCAGUGCUGUGUUGUUUUUUUGUUUUUUUUUUAAAUUUCUAUUGCACUCUAUUGAAGAAAAAAGUUUGAAAAGUCACAUUUAAUUUUCCUAGAAUGCUUACUGUUAUCUAUGUCCGUACGCCAUUUUUCUACCAUUUUAGUUGCUUUCUCCUCUAUUUUAAUCAUUAGUCAUUUUUAUGUGGCAACCUCAAACAUUUGCAGCAUACGCCAGUCUGAGGAGUUUCAUCGCUUCAUAUUGUGAUCUGAAAUUUUAUACAUGUCAUAAUAAUACUUGAUAUGUACCUAUUAAAUAUUUGGAUUCCAGAGAAAAAGGCUUCUCUUCCUUUUGUCUUGAAUUUUAAAAAACAAUUGAGCCACAAGGGAUAUAACUUACAAAAUAGGGUUGAAAAACAUAUUUGUUUGCAUAGCUGCACAUCUUACAGAUUCAAAAUCAGCUUUACAAUGAUCAUGUGUUGUACUUCAGUGUCCUGUGGAGCCUCCUGGUGGUAUGAAGACACACAACAUGCUUGGAUGUAUGCCCUGCUGCUCUUUUAUAACUGACCUGAUUUUCUUAACUGAGCCACACACAUUACAUUAUGCUGGGUGCUAGUUACAUUAUUAUUAUUAUUACAAAGGACUGUUCAAUGUGUUUUAUGGUGUACUCUGUGGGUGUGUUUGUAUCUUUACAUGUAAUCACAACACAGGUGGUUAUGGGGUUGGUGAAUGUUUGUUCUGGAUCCACCCCCUUAGAGCAGUAACAUGAUAACUCAGGCUUUAUACCUGUGCAGCAAAGUAAUUUACAGUCAGCGUAUUUUAUUUCAAACGAAUAUAGGGGAAAAAGAAGCAAAGAUGCUUAUAAAUUUAGUUAAAAUGUGCAAACGAGGUUAAGUGAGUACAUACACCGGAUAGUUGUUUUGUUUGUUUUAUUAUCACAGAAGCACAACAGGUACCACUAUGCAGGUGAACAACAAACUCAUUACUAUCAUGAAAAAGAGUUGAAAGGAAUGCUAAUCCAAAAAAAUAAAAAUAAAAAUAAAAUCCAAUCACAGCAAUAUUUUUCAACCUCCAAAAACAAAAUACUACAAUAUUGUCAGAUAUACAUGGCAAAAAGAAGCAAAA